Molecule: messenger RNA, 411 nt
Organism: Aspergillus homomorphus CBS 101889
Lineage: Eukaryota; Fungi; Ascomycota; Eurotiomycetes; Eurotiales; Aspergillaceae
Product: beta-lactamase/transpeptidase-like protein
Exons: 2
Coding region: 1-411 (136 amino acids)
Source: RefSeq, a predicted model, not a curated record
AUGGUGGUCAUCAGUGACGAAGAUGCUCUCUCGGCUAGGGUCAUCACGAUGGAAACCGCCUUCUGGACUGCCGUGAAAUCAGGGCAGAUCCCCGGGGCGGUCAUCAUGGCUCGAGAUUUCAGCGGCACUCUGAAGUAUACGCGCUGCUUCGGGGCGCGGACUGUGGUCCGCGAUGAGUGCAAUCGGCUGCCCCCUUUCCAGCCCGCUACCCUCUGCCGGCUGGCGAGUGCUACCAAGCUGCUGACCACGAUUAUGGCGCUACAAUGCGUGGAGCGCGGUCUCGUGACCUUGGAUAGGACAGUGAAUCGCCUGCUUCCGGACUUGAAUGCAAUAAAGGUGCUAGAACAGUUUAACGCUGUUGGUGGAUUACGACGAAAGAAAGGAACGAUUAAGAAUGAGUUAAUUGACUAA